This is a messenger RNA of Centropristis striata (black sea bass), 3304 nucleotides long. RefSeq names its product NLR family CARD domain-containing protein 3-like. Bases 46 to 3198 code for a protein of 1050 amino acids. The record is from RefSeq and is a predicted model, not a curated record. Lineage: Eukaryota; Metazoa; Chordata; Actinopteri; Perciformes; Serranidae. Gene Ontology annotation, molecular function: protein binding. The transcript is spliced from 8 exons.
UUUUGUGUGAUUGUCAGAAUCCAAGAUGAACCCAGCUGUGUGUCCAUGAAGAGUGCCUGGUCUAUGGAUAAAUCUCUUACCUUCAGAGAUGGACCCCAGUCUGAAGCUCAAAAAGUUCAUCAGGAGAAUGCAAAUAUUCCCAGUGAUCAGUCAACGCAACAACCUCAAAACGAUCUGGACUCCAUAUUUAUGCUGCUUGAGGACAAUAUUGUCAGUUUUGUGAAAAACCAACUUAAGUGGUGGCAGCAGGUUCUGAGUCCAGAUUACCCAGAAUGGGUAGGGAGUCAGGAGGUUAAGCAAGUGUUGGACGGUGAGGAUGAAGAGCAGAGAAGGAGCAGCAGAGAGGCAUUUCUGAAGAUCACCCUGAACUUCCUGAGGAGAAUGAAGCAGGAGGAGCUGGCUGACUCUCUGCAGACCAAAACUCAGUUGUGCCCAUCUAAACUCAAGUCAAACCUUCAGAAGAAGUUCCAGUGUGUGUUUGAUGGGAUCGCUAAAGCAGGAAACCCGACCCUUCUGAACCAGAUCUACACAGAGCUCUACAUCACAGAGGGAGGGACUGCAGAGGUCAAUCAGGAACAUGAGGUCAGACAGAUUGAAACAGCAUCCAGGAAACCAGACAGACCAGAAACAAGAAUCAGACAAGAAGACAUCUUUAAAACCCCACCUGGAAGAGAUGAACCAAUCAGAACAGUGCUGACAAAGGGAGUGGCUGGCAUUGGGAAAACAGUCUUAACACAGAAGUUCACUCUGGACUGGGCUGAAGACAAAACCAACCAGGACAUCCACUUCAUAUUCCCAUUCACCUUCAGAGAGCUGAAUGUGCUGAAAGAGAAAAAGUUCAGCUUGGUGGAACUUGUUCACCACUUCUUUCCAAACCAAGAAACCAAGAAAGCAGGAAUCUGCAGGUUUGAAGAGUUCCACGUUGUGUUGAUCUUUGACGGUCUGGAUGAGUGUCGACUUCCUCUGGACUUCCACAACACUGAGAUCCUGACUGAUGUCACAGAGUCCACCUCAGUGGAUGUGCUGCUGACAAACCUCAUCAGGGGGAAACUGCUUCCCUCUGCUCGCCUCUGGAUAACCACACGACCUGCAGCAGCCAAUCAGAUCCCUGCUGACUGUGUUGACAUGGUGACAGAGGUUAGAGGGUUCACUGACCCUCAGAAGGAGGAGUACUUCAGGAAGAGAUUCAGAGAUGAGGAGCAGGCCGGCAGAAUCAUCUCCCACAUCAAGACAUCACGAAGCCUCCACAUCAUGUGCCACAUCCCAGUCUUCUGCUGGAUCUCUGCUACAGUUCUGGAUGUGAUGAAAACCAGAGAGGGAGGAGAGCUGCCCAAGACCCUGACUGAGAUGUACAUCCACUUCCUGGUGGUUCAGUCCAAAGUGAAGAUCAUCAAGUAUGAUGGAGGAGCUGAGACAGAUCCACAGUGGAGUCCAGAGAGCAGGAAGAUGAUUGAGUCUCUGGGAAAACUGGCUUUUGAUCAGCUGCAGAAAGGAAACCUGAUCUUCUAUGACUCAGACCUGACAGAGUGUGGCUUCGACAUCACAGCAGCCUCAGUGUACUCAGGAGUGUUCACACAGGUCUUUAGAGAGGAGAGAGGACUGUACCAGGACAGGGUGUUCUGCUUCGUCCAUCUGAGUGUUCAGGAGUUUCUGGCUGCUCUUCAUGUCCAUCUGACCUUCAUCAACUCUGGAGUCAAUCUGAUGGCACAAGAACAAUCAACCUACCGACUAUCUGUCUUCAGUGACAAACCUGAACUAAAACAUCUCUACCAGAGUGCUGUUGACAAGGCCUUACAGAGUCCAAAUGGACACCUGGACUUGUUGCUUCGCUUCCUCCUGGGUCUUUCUCUGCAGACCAAUCAAAGACUCCUACAAGGCCUGCUGACACAGACAGGAAGUAUCUCACAGACCAAUCAGGAAACAGUCGAAUACAUAAAGAAGAAGAUCAGUGAGGAUCUCUCAGCAGAGAAAAGCAUCAACCUGUUCCACUGUCUGAAUGAACUGAAUGAUCGUUCUCUAGUGAAGGAGAUCCAACACUCCCUGAGAUCAGGAAGUCUCUCCACAGAUGAACUGUCUCCUGCUCAGUGGUCAGCUCUGGUCUUCAUCUUACUGUCAUCAGAAACAGAUCUGGACGUGUUUGACCUGAAGAAAUACUCAGCUUCAGAGGAGGCUCUUCUGAGGCUGCUGCCAGUGGUCAAAGCCUCCAACAAAGCUCUGCUGACGUCCUGUAACCUCUCAGAGAGAAGCUGCAAAGCUCUGUCCUCAGUCCUCAGCUCCCAGUCCUCCCGUCUGAGAGACCUGGACCUGAGUGACAACGACCUGCUGGAUUCAGGCGUGAAGCAGCUGUCUUCUGGUUUGGGAAGUCCACACUGUAAACUGGAAACUCUCAGUCUGUCAGGUUGUCUUAUCACAGAGAAAGGCUGUUCUUCUCUGGCUUCAGCUCUGAGCUCCAACCCUUCCCAUCUGAGAGAGCUGGACCUGAGCUUCAAUCAUCCAGGAGACGCAGGAGUGGAGCAGCUGUCUGAUCUACAUGAGGGUCCACACUGGAGGCUUGACACUCUCAGGGUGAAUAAUUGCAGUGAAAAGAGGAUGAAAUUUGGUCUGAGAAAAUAUGUCUGUGAACUGAAACUGGACAGAAACACAGUAAACAGAUUCCUCAAACUGUCUGAAAACAACAGCAAGGUGACAAGGUCACAAAUGUGUCAACCAUACCCUGAUCAUCCAGAGAGAUUUGACUUCUGCUGGCAGCUGCUGUGUGGAGAUGGUCUGACUGGUCGCUGCUACUGGGAGGUCGAGUGGAAAGGAAAGGUUGUAAUUGCAGUGACUUACAGAGGAAUCAACAGAAGAGGAAAGGGCUGUGACUGCAGACUCGGAUGGAAUGAUCAGUCCUGGAGUCUGUACUGCUCAAAACGUUACUCUGUCUGUCACAAUAACACAGUAACACCCAUCUCUCAGUGGCCUUCCUCCAACAGAGUAGCAGUGUAUGUGGACUGUCCUGCUGGUACUCUGUCCUUCUACAGAGUCUCCUCUGACUCACUGAUCCACCUCCACACCUUCAACACCACAUUCACUCAACCUCUUUACCCUGCGUUUGGGUUUGGGUUUGAUCUUAUGUCCACAUCUUCAGUUACUCUGUGUGAGCCGUUGGAGAGAGUCCGCUGGAUAAAGACACACACUGCUGAUAUGUAUGUGUUUUAGAAUCGGUGAAAAUAUUUCCUGAGAGCAGAACUUACUGUAAUGACUCUGUAACUGUAGAGAGUAAUCCCCACCAUGGCUGCUGCAGUCCUUAUAGAGCUGCUGAGUU